This is a messenger RNA of Glarea lozoyensis ATCC 20868, 426 nucleotides long. Its product is annotated as Acyl-CoA N-acyltransferases (Nat). Bases 1 to 426 code for a protein of 141 amino acids. Gene Ontology annotation, molecular function: acyltransferase activity, transferring groups other than amino-acyl groups. Lineage: Eukaryota; Fungi; Ascomycota; Leotiomycetes; Helotiales; Helotiaceae. The record is from RefSeq and is a predicted model, not a curated record. The transcript has 3 exons.
AUGGCUCGUCGGGACCUCUGGUGUACUGGUGGGAAGGAGAGUCCCGAGAAGGCUCUCGUAGAACAAUUCCUGGGUCCGUUCUUUCAUACACGUCAAAAGCAUAUGGGCAAGCCGCACGUCCUUAUCAAUAUAUGCUUUGUGGAUCCGGAACGCAGACACGAAGGGGUCGGAAAUCGAAUGCUGAGAUGGGGUCUCAAUAAAGCGGAUGAAAUGAACUUGGAAACCUGGGUCGAGUCCAGCCAAAAUGGGCGUGACUUUUACAAAGCCAAUGGCUUUUUGCACGUCGAAGAUGAAAUACUUGAUCCGGUGGUUGCGGAAUCAGACGGUCCAAAGUUGGCGGACGUGAAGGAGAUCUGGUACAAAAAGCGAUUGCUCCCUUUCAUGAUUGACAUCAUGAAGAGACCUACUCGAGAAAACGAUGACUAG